Messenger RNA from Xenopus tropicalis (tropical clawed frog), 2257 nucleotides. RefSeq names its product htra serine peptidase 2 (gene htra2). Gene Ontology annotation, cellular component: mitochondrial membrane; membrane; mitochondrial intermembrane space. The coding region runs from base 1 to 1311 and encodes 436 amino acids. Lineage: Eukaryota; Metazoa; Chordata; Amphibia; Anura; Pipidae. Gene Ontology annotation, molecular function: serine-type endopeptidase activity; peptidase activity. The record is from RefSeq and is a predicted model, not a curated record. The transcript is spliced from 9 exons. Gene Ontology annotation, biological process: proteolysis; positive regulation of apoptotic process; mitochondrion organization.
AUGGCGGCCUUCCUGGUUCGGCUGGGCUGGAUGGGGAGAGGGAUCAGGAUAGUGGGGGGACAUAGGUGGCUCCAAGCGUUGGGCACAGACAGGACAUCGUGUGGGGCGAUGCAUACAGGGGCCCCUGGGAAGGAAGGAGUGGGGCAGGGGCUGAGGGGGGUGCAUACAGGGGCCCCUGGGAAGGAAGGAGUGGGGGGCAGUUCCGGGAGGGGCCCCUGGUUGGCAGCAGGGACAGUGCUUGGGGCCGGGCUGGGGCUCUGGCUCUGGGCCCAUGAGGGUCCCGCUGGGGGGGAGCUGAGAGCAGCUAAGCCGGAUACAGAGGGACCCAACCUGGGGCCCCCGCGUAAUGGCGGCCGGAAGUACUUCAACUUCAUAGCGGAUGUAGCAGAGAGAACUGCCCCGGCUGUGGUGAACAUAGAGAUCCUGGACAGGCACCCAUUCUCCCGGCGGGAGGUGGCCGUAUCCAGCGGCUCGGGGUUCCUGGUGUCCCCGGAUGGGCUGAUAGUCACCAACGCGCACGUCGUGGCCAAUAGGAGGCGAGUGAGAGUCAAACUGUCCAACGGGGAGAGUUACGAGGCGGCUGUGAGGGACGUGGAUCCGGCCACGGAUAUUGCCACCAUUAAGAUCAACCCCAAGGUGCCCCUGCCCACCCUGCGCCUGGGCCGCUCAGCGGAGAUCAGACAGGGGGAGUUCGUAGUGGCCAUGGGCAGCCCCUUCUCCCUGCAGAACACCAUCACGUCGGGCAUCGUCAGCUCCGUGCAGCGAGGGGGCCACGAGCUGGGAUUGGCCAACCGAGACAUGGAGUACAUCCAAACCGACGCCGCCAUCGAUUUUGGGAACUCGGGGGGUCCCCUUGUGAAUCUGGACGGGGAAGUUAUUGGAAUUAACACCAUGAAGGUUGUGCCUGGAAUCUCAUUUGCGAUCCCGUCGGACAGAGUGCGGGAAUUCCUUCAGCAUGGAGAGAAGAGGCGGAGCCAAGGAUCCUUGUUGGGUUCUUCAGAGGUGAAGCGGCGCUACAUUGGGGUGAUGAUGCUCACCCUGACGCCCAAGAUUCUGGCUGAGCUGAAGUUUCGAGAUCCCAGUUUCCCAGAUGUUUCCCAUGGAGUUCUGAUCCACAAAGUCAUUGUCGGUUCUCCUGCCCACGAGUCCGGGCUGAGGGCGGGGGAUGUGGUUCUGGAGAUAAACGCCAAGCGAGCGAUGACGUCGGAGGAUAUUUACGACGCGGUUCACACUCACCCCAAACUCACUAUGAUCGUGCGCCGAGGCUCCGAGUCCUUGAUGGUGACUGUGAUCCCAGAAUGCACAGAGUGAGUUGCCCCAGGGGGGCAGUUAUUGGACAGGAGUUGCCCCAAAGGCCCUGCUUUUCUCACCACUAGAGGCUGAAAGAGAAGUUGCCACGUGGCUUUUUGUGGAUCAGGGAUCUGCACCCCCACCCAAGAACUAGGAGCCCAUUUCUCUCUGAGGAGGAGGAGGAGGAGCCAGUUCUGAACCUCCCCAAAACUGUGAUGAGGGGCGGGGUAUAGAAUUGCAACAAGAAUGUGUAAUGUAGGGGGUGGAGCCAAAACUCCAUUACUGUCUCUUGGUACCGCCCAUUUUUGGUGCAAUGAAGCUACCCGCAUCCAUGUGUAACUGUGUCCUGUUCCAGUGGGUGUAAUGAGUACAGCAAUGUAACCACGCCCCAUGUAACUAUGGCAACACAGAGUGGUUGGGGUGGCCCAAGCCUAAUAUUCAAGGGCAAUAAGGAGGGUUGUAUUUUUUGUAUCAGAAUGUUUCUGGGCAUUGAUUGGCCGACCACAGGUACAGGACCUAUUGCGCAGAACCAUUGGGACCUUGGCGCUAAGUGGAUCCUUCUGGUACCCAGGGCUCAAUUCUAUCCAGCCAAUGGGGUUGUGUUUUCCCACCCGGGACCAGUUAGUGCCAUUGGGCUCUAUGGGAACUGGUAUAAUGGGCCCUAACAGAGUGAUGGGAUGGGAGCCAGUGUUGGGGUAUAUAGGUGUAUGUGGGUCACAUGGUGUGUCUGCAGCCAGCGAAUAGGCCAGCCUGCUGUAAUCGAUUGGCCAGCUCCUGCAAUGAGCCUGGGGGCAGGGGGGUUGUUAUAGGAAAUAGUCACGUGACUUAAGGUGCAACAGGGCUGCAUAUAAUAAGCCCAUUGUCUAUCAACAGGGGGGGCCGUUACUGCCCCCCAGGGACACAUAAAUAGGCCACACAAUAUGCAGGGGUAUCGGUAAUGGCCAAUAAAAUGGGACUGGUAACGCUC